This is a messenger RNA of Rhizophagus irregularis DAOM 181602=DAOM 197198, 1961 nucleotides long. RefSeq lists its product as uncharacterized. Gene Ontology annotation, molecular function: protein binding. Gene Ontology annotation, cellular component: cytoplasm. The record is from RefSeq and is a predicted model, not a curated record. NCBI's taxonomy places the organism in Eukaryota, Fungi, Glomeromycota, Glomeromycetes, Glomerales, Glomeraceae.
UUUUUAAAAAAAAUUCUUUUGUAAUACAAAAAUUCAUUCUCUUUUAAGUGAAUUUAGUAAUAUUUGAUUAUGUCAACAAAUUGGGAAGAUUUAUUAUGGAGGCCUAUUCAUAAAGCAAAAGCAAAAAUGGAUUAUCACAGUCAACAUCCUAUGGAUUUACAUUUUGAUGCUGGUGAAAUUAUCGAAGUCCUCGGAAUUGAAAAUGAAGAUUGGUGGAAUGGGAGUAUACAAAAUACACAAAAAUUGGGAACUUUUAAAUUUGGUUCUUUUCCAAAAAUAUUUGUGGAGGUUGUGGAAGCUGUGGAAUCAUCAUUUGAAUCAAAGAACGAUUAUCAACAAAAAAAAAUUAUUAAUUCAAAACCAAAUUUGCCUCCUAGAAAAAAACCAUUAGUAACUUCAAAUAAUAACAAACCUUCCUAUGAUGAUGAUGAUAAUAAAACAGAUGUUUUGAACAAAUUAUUAAACAAAAUCCCAGAAUUAACCAAGCCUAAGCUAUCUAGUUCAAACAAUUCCAAUUCUUCACGUGAGAAUAGUCUGAAAAUUUCUGCUAUGUUUGAUCUUGAAACUUAUGAACAGUUCGAAUCUCGACCAGAUCCUGUCAGUCGAUGUGAACCAGUUGUUGUUGCAAAAGAUUUUGAGGGUUUCUUUGACGCAUCAGUUGUCGAUUUUACAAUUAUUGACGAAUACGCACGAGAAACUCCAAUAUCAGAGACAGAAACAAUAGGAAAAUUAUCUUAUUAUCUUACAUCUGUGUGGGAUCAUCCUUUGUAUAAAUUACGAGCAAUAUUUACAUGGGUGACAGAUAACAUAUCUUAUGACUGUGAAUCAUUUUUUUCAGGACAAUACCGAAAUGCCGCUAAUGGAGCAAAGGAUGUAUUAAAGAAAAGAUCGGCUGUAUGUGCUGGUUAUUCAGAAUUAUUUUAUGAAUUAUCAAAAGCUGCUAGAUUAGAUGUAUGGAAGAUAAAUGGAAAUGCCAAAGGUGCUGGAUAUACAGCAGGGGCUGAUAUCUCAGGAUCAGAAUAUGGACAUGCAUGGAAUGGUGUAUUAUAUGAAGGAGAAUAUUUAUUGAUAGAUAGUACGUGGGGUGCCGGACAUCUUCAUAAUGGACAAUUUAUUAAGUCUUUUAAUCCAUUUUACUUCAUGUGCUCUCCUAUGAAAAUGAUAUAUCGUCAUUUACCUACGGAUCCUAAACAUCAAUAUUUAAAACCAAUAAUUUCAUCUGAGGAGUUCUUGAAUUUACCUUGUUUUAGAGAACUAUGUUUCAAAAAUGGAAUUAAUUUAACAAGAUGGUCAGGUCAUAUAGCUGAAACAUCAAAAGAUAAAAUAUCUUUGGAAUUUGAACAUACAGCACUUGAAGAGACGGGUUAUUAUGGUGCUAAUUUGGAUUGGAAAGGACAAAGUAAAUUGGCUGUUGUAGUACAAAGAUUGACACAUCCAGGUCCCAACGGAGGAAUAUUAUAUAGAAUAUUAUGUAAUAUUCCUAGUAAUGGAGACGGACAUCUCAGCGUUUAUUAUUAUCCUCGAGGAGGAGGGGAGGGACCGCAGCUAAUAACUCAAAAAAUAAUAAAUCAUGGAACAGGUUCAAAUUACAAACAAUUUGUAAACACAUACGGUAUCCCAUUUAUAGUUUCAAUUGUAAAUCCCUUGGAAGCAACACUUGAACAUAAUACGAAAGUUAGGUUUGAAAUUAAUGUAUUUGGAGAACAUCCUACUCCAAAAUUAUUAGUAUUUGAUCAAUCAUUUAAAAAGAAACAAUUUUUGGAAAUAGUUGAUCGAAAUGAUGAACAAGAUUAUGUUACUUUUGUCGGAGAUGUUGUAUUAAGUUAUAAAGGAAAAUGGCAUUUGGGUUAUGAAAGUAAAGAUAAUUAUUUUAGUUAUAUUGCUGAAUAUGAUGUUGAUUAAUAAUUAUAAUAUUUCAUAUUAGUUUUUUUUAUUACUUGGGAAUAAUAUGAACAAAUAUU